Molecule: messenger RNA, 819 nt
Organism: Bipolaris sorokiniana ND90Pr
Lineage: Eukaryota; Fungi; Ascomycota; Dothideomycetes; Pleosporales; Pleosporaceae
Exons: 1
Coding region: 224-787 (187 amino acids)
Biological process (GO): chromatin remodeling
Cellular component (GO): Ino80 complex
Source: RefSeq, a predicted model, not a curated record
CUCAGCGCAGCCACCCUCAUCCCUACACGUACACGGUACCCAUCUCUUUCACCCUCUGUGGCUAGAAACAGAGAAGCGUGUGUUCCGAGACUGUAUACUCUUCUACUUCACACGCAACAUUAGCCCCCAAAGCCUCUAGACGAGCGACGCGACCAGGCACUGCUGAACGAACGCGACAUAGCCAAGCACAACUAUCGCAUCCUAACCGUCAAAUCCUCACACUAUGGCGCCCUUGACAGCCGCUUCAGACGAAAAGACGCACCAAACGCUCCUGGACAAGCUCGACAUUUAUGCAGUCUCCAAGCCCUUCCGGAAUCCCAACUGGAAGCCACCACAGCGCCGCAACAAGAACCUCAAGCAGAUCCUCGGCGAAGCUUCACGGAAAGAGGCGUCGGUAAUGGCCACACAGAACAACAGUGGCAUUUCAACCCCUGCUGCCGCCAGUGAAGGCACCAAUGCAGCUGGAAACGCUGGUCGACAGCCCAACAUUGCACAGGCGGCUCAAAGCUUGAGUACGCUGGUACUGGAGAAGAAUGGCAGAGCAGCUGCGGGAGGGAACGCAGCCGGCCCUGCACCCACGUACACAAACAUCGAGUCUGCACCGAGCUUCCACCCAAGCAGCCAGAAAAAGUACUGCGACAUUACCGGCCUUCCUGCACCAUAUACGGAUCCCAAGACGCGUCUAAGAUACCACAACAAGGAAGUGUUUGGCAGCAUCAGGACAAUGCCGCAGAACGUAUCUGAAGGCUAUCUCGCGGCAAGAGGCGCACAUACUGUCCUGAAAUGAGGGCUGGAUAUAGUGAUGCGACAGUUACUGCA